AUGGCUUUUAAGAAUGUUGAUUACUCUCUUUACCUCGUGACAGACUCUACACCUAAUAUACUUGGGAAUAAAGAUCUAGUCGAGGUGGUAGAGGCCGCAAUCCGCGGUGGUGUUACUAUUGUGCAAUAUCGAGACAAAUUCAGCGACACAGCUGCUCUCGUUGCUACUGCCAGGAAAUUACAUGCCGUCACACAAAGAUACAAAGUACCUCUUCUAAUCAAUGAUCGAAUUGAUGUCGCUCUUGCGGUUGCAUGUGAGGGUGUGCAUAUUGGUCAGGAUGAUAUGGAUCUGAAGACGGCGAGGAUACUGUUGGGUAAGGAUGCAAUCAUCGGAGUGACAGUAUCCAGUAUCCAGGAAGCUUUGACAGCAUCCGAAGCUGGGGCAGAUUAUCUGGGAAUUGGCACUAUGUUCGCCACGCCAACGAAAACUAACACCAAGGAUGCCAUCGGAACUGCCGGAACGAAGAAAAUCCUUGAUUCUUUGUAUAAAUCAGGAAGCCAAGUGCGAACUGUUUCAAUAGGAGGCAUCAACUCAUCAAAUCUGCAGCGUGUCCUGUAUCAGUCGGCAGCAGCGGGAAAGCAGCUUGACGGUGUAGCUAUCGUCAGUGCCAUCAUAGCAGCACCAGAUGCCGAAAAAGCUGCCAGCGAGCUUGCCGAGCUCAUAUGGACCCCGGCCCCGUUUGUUUUAGCACAUCUACCAUUUGAUCAGACGAAGAAAGAUCCUCGCGAGCUUUUAUUACAGGUUCCAGGUGUCAUAGGAGAAGUUGCCAGGAAAACACCUUUAUCUCACAAUAUGACAAAUCUUGUGGUACAAAAUUUCGCCGCCAACGUUGCUCUCGCCAUUGGUGCCUCACCUAUCAUGGCAAACUAUGGGGAAGAGGCUGCAGAUCUCGCAAAGUUGGGAGGUGGUUUGGUCAUAAACAUGGGAACGGUUACUCCAGAAGGUAUACAAAAUUACUCACAAGCUCUAAGGGCAUACAACAAGGAAGGAGGACCAGUUGUACUCGAUCCAGUCGGUUGUGGGGCCACUGCUGUGAGAAGGUCAGCAGUCAAGACACUUCUAGCUGAUGGUUAUUUCGACGUCAUCAAAGGAAACGAGGGAGAAAUCAGAACCGUAUCUGGAUCACUUAUUCAGCAACGAGGCGUGGACAGUGGUGCGAGUACAUUAAGUCCCAUGGAGAAAGCAAUACUCGUGCGUGAUUUAGCAACGAGAGAGCGGAAUGUAGUCCUCAUGACUGGAGCAAUUGAUAUUUUGAGUGAUGGAGAACGAACUCUUGCGGUUUCUAAUGGGCAUGAAAUCCUGGGUAGGAUUACGGGAAGUGGCUGCGUUUUAGGCACCAUCAUCUCAGCAACGUUGGCCGUCAAUCGUGGAGAUAAGCUUCUGGCAGUACUAUCGGCAUUGCUUCACUUUGAGAUCGCAGCUGAAAUGGCAGCUGUGCGAGACGAUGUGAGAGGUCCGGGUACAUUUGUUCCGGCACUGAUUGAUGAAUUAUAUGCCCUACAAAUGGCAAACUCUCAGGGUGAUUUUCGAUGGUUAGAAAAUGCGAGAGUUGAAGUCAUAGUAUAG
Sclerotinia borealis F-4128 is the source of this 1566-nucleotide messenger RNA. NCBI's taxonomy places the organism in Eukaryota, Fungi, Ascomycota, Leotiomycetes, Helotiales, Sclerotiniaceae. The record is from the annotation of a GenBank genome assembly.